UGAUGAUAGGAGUAGGAGAAAUUUUAGUUGGUCUUAUCCAAAAUCAUAUGGUUCGAUAGGGAAAGAGAUUGGUUUUUCAGCACAAAUCCAUUCCUUCCCAUGUAAAGAAAAUAACAUUGCUAAUUUGUUAAUGUAGAGGACGAGUGAUCCUCUGAUAGAAGCAAAGGAGCCGCUACAUACUGGUUCCCAUCAGAGCAGGUUCGGUUGGAUCUCUAAUUGUCCCUUUUUCACUGUAUUCUCCCUCAUUCAUAUGGAGCCUCGCUACCCCAAGCUUCUUUGCUUUAGCUUCGCGCUCGUAUUUUCAUUCACGUUUCUUCCAAAUCCUGUAUCACCCUUAAGCCCUUGUAGUUUUCCGGCUGUUUUCAACUUCGGUGACUCUAAUUCAGACACCGGAGGUCUGUCGGCGGCAUUCGGCCAAGCCCCUUCCCCCAACGGAGAGACCUAUUUCGGCGCUCCGGCUGGACGGUUCUCCGACGGACGUCUCAUUAUCGAUUUCAUAGCGGAAAGCUUGGGAUUACCAUAUCUGAGUGCGUACCUGGAUGCGUUGGGCUCAAACUUCAGCCAUGGGGCCAAUUUCGCUACCGCCGGAUCUACCAUCAGGCCCCAGAACACCACCAUGGCCCAAAGUGGAUACAGCCCAAUAUCAUUAAACGUGCAGUUUGUAGAGUUCAGUGAUUUUCGAAACAGAUCACAAAUAUUUCGCAACCGAGGAGGGGUAUUUCAAGAAUUGUUGCCAAAAGAAGAGGACUUUGCGGCUGCUUUGUACACAUUUGAUAUAGGCCAGAAUGAUCUCACGGCUGGAUACAAGCUCAAUAUGACAACGGAGCAGGUUAAGGCAUAUGUGCCUGAUCUACUGGAUAGCUUAUCCAACAUCAUCAAGUACGUACACGCACGAGGAGCAAGGUCAUUUUGGAUACACAACACUGGCCCAGUGGGCUGCUAUCCUUACGUUAUGGAUCGUUUUCCUAUUACUGCGGCCCAGGUGGAUAAGCAUGGCUGCGCCAGCCCGUACAAUGAGGUAGCCCAAUAUUUCAACAGUAGGUUAAAAGGAGCGGUGGCCCAACUCAGAAAGGACCUUCCGGAGGCUGCAAUCACCUACGUGGAUGUGUAUUCAGUGAAGUACCGCCUCAUCAGCCAAGCGAGGAAGCAGGGCUUCAUGGACCCUUUUAAGGUCUGUUGUGGGCAUGGUGGGAAGUACAACUACAACCAGGCUUUCAAAUGCGGGGCCAAGAUUAAAGUGGGUGGAAAAGAAGUUGUGAUCGCGAAAUCGUGCGAGAAUCCGAGGGUUCGGAUUAGCUGGGAUGGGGUCCAUUUCACGGAGGCAGCCAACAAGUGGAUUUUCGAUCGAAUUGUGGAUGGCUCGUUUUCGGACCCACCAAUUCCAUUGAGAAUGGCUUGUCACAGGGUGGACCACUGAAUUAUUUGAAUCCUUUUCUAUCUGUCCUUUUUUUCUCCUUUUAAUCUUGUAGCCAACUUUUUUAAAGUGGGACUAUGGAACACAGUUUCAGUUA
Vitis vinifera (wine grape) is the source of this 1511-nucleotide messenger RNA. RefSeq names its product GDSL esterase/lipase At3g26430. Bases 251 to 1417 code for a protein of 388 amino acids. NCBI's taxonomy places the organism in Eukaryota, Viridiplantae, Streptophyta, Magnoliopsida, Vitales, Vitaceae. Gene Ontology annotation, molecular function: hydrolase activity, acting on ester bonds. The record is from RefSeq and is a predicted model, not a curated record. The transcript has 5 exons.